Klebsormidium nitens is the source of this 1197-nucleotide messenger RNA. The record is from the annotation of a GenBank genome assembly. Lineage: Eukaryota; Viridiplantae; Streptophyta; Klebsormidiophyceae; Klebsormidiales; Klebsormidiaceae.
CACUUUGCGAGCUUUGACAAAUCAACCUGCACUCUGCACUUCGUCAUGCUGGCAUUGCUGCACGUCCGGCCGCGCAGUGGCGUUCCUGGCACCUGCGGCGAUGGCAGUAUACUGGUAGUACCGCACUAUUAAGACUACGGUGGCAGCAGGACGGAUCUACCUACGUUAGCAGCUGUGCAUUUGGACCAGGGGCCAAAGGCUUUGGUGGAGGCAUACUACCAGAAUGCUGGCCCAGGUUCCGUGGAAGUAACGGUUCAACGGCAAAGCUGAUGUUGAUAAGACUAUUGUAUUAGGUCCGUGUGGUAGUUCUACUCCUGGUUGUGGUGGUGCAGCCCUUCGCUACGUACCCGCCGACAUGGCGCUGUCGUGGACCGCUUCUUUUCUUCGUUGCCGCUCGCUUGAGUGGGCCGCGCUGCUGCGCCCCUGCGCCGCCUUGCCUCUCGCACCCCUGGCCCACCAGCCCUUCACCUCGCAUGCCUCGCUCGAGGUGCCCAAGUCUUCUGCCAUGGCCGCCCCCGUCAACAGCUCCCUUGCGGGGUUGCCCCAUCAAAGUGUCCCGUGCGAGCGGGAGGCGCUGCUGACGUGGCUGCGGCUGCUGCCCGGGCAGUCAUGGGGGUGGUCGCCACGACCACGCAUCGACGCAGAGGCGGAGAGGGACUGGCAGCGCCUGCUGCUGCUGCCGCAAGGGGCGUGGAUCGGGGUGCCAAGCACACAGGAGCAUCAGAGCCCGCCCAGCUGUCCUCCUACCUUCGGGCCAGAGGCGCUGCAGGCCGCCACCAAGCGCACGUACCAGCCCAGUAAUCUGAAGCGCAAGAGGACGCACGGCUUCUUGAUCAGAAAACAAAGUGUUGGGGGACGACGGGUUUUGGCAAGGCGAAUCGCAAAGGGACGGAAAAAACUCUCUGCUUGAGCGGUCACCGGGCUUGCUUGACACUCAGCAGCCAGUUUGGCGGAGUGGGGAACUACCUUGCACGUGGGGCUCGAUAACAGUCUUCAGGUCUGCAUUUGCGCCGCCGGAUCGACAUUGGUCGUUGCUUGCGCAACCAUUGCAAGUUCUCUAUAUUCCAAGUUCAUUUUGAUCGCAGCGCUUUUUACAGUCUACUCAGGUCGCUUACUACACAUUAUGAAUGGCAGCCCCCCAAUCUGCCACAUAUGCUUGGUCGUUCACUGACCAACAUCGAGCUCAUUUUUGUAAAC